CUUUCUAGUCUUUCUCUCUCAGAGCUCCUAUUAAUGCUAUUUGACUUUCUGGCCUGAACACACCACUGUCGUGGCCAUGGAGACCGCUCCGCUCACCUUGGCUCAUACCCAUGCGCGCAACGCAGUCCUCGAGACACGCAAAGCAAACCCCGUAGCAGCGAGCGAGGAGCAUGACCUCGCGGCUGGCGAGUUUUCCACUGCUGCUCACUCCAGCUCUGACCGCGAGGCUCUGAGGACUCUUCAACUACUAGAAGGCCACCAUAAGAAAAUUGCAGAGAUUCUUCGUUUUCAGCAUGAAAAUCCCCCGAGUGCUGCAGCGGCAGAGACUGCUUCGCCCGCCACUACACCGGGGUUGAAUGCCCAACAGCCGGUUGCUCAGCAGCCCCCAAGGCUUUCCGGGAAUAAACGGCUGUCGACAAGAGAGACGUCAUCUUCGAUCGCGAGUAACCUGGCCUCCGCACGGGGCAUUCCGUCGCAUCCUCGGCGGGCCUCCCCUGCAUCACCUACGCUUUCCUCGCAGCAAGCCGGGGCCAAGAUGACGGACAGCCCACCCAGGGCCAGGACAGGUGAAUCGAGACUACGAGGCGCGCAAUAUUAUUCAAGUAAUGAUCGCGCAGGUCGUGUGUCAGCACCCCAACAACCAUGGUCCCCGCCAAACAUCAGCCCUACGGAUAUCACAUCCCAGCAGGUUGUUCCAGCAGAUGCAAUCGUCUCCCCUAGACAAAAAGGUAUUACGGAAGAGCCUUUUCAGCGUUUCUAUUCUACUUUUGAAGGCCUGAUCUCCAAGAUAUCUGCGCCCCUGGCAUUCGCAGGUCUCCCGCUAGGAACAGAUGCAAGCCAGGCAGAAACUACGAAACGCAAAUCCUCCGCGGAGACGAGAUUGGAUCGUCAUCAGGUCAUUUCUGACCGCCCCAACACAUCUGCAGAGCCAGAUGUCAGCAAGAUAUUCUCCAAGGCCGCCUUGCGAGCUGUCCGCGAUGGAACGAAUGCAAGCCCGAACACUACCGCAGAGUCUUUCUACGUCGUCCCCACGACUGGCGGUACUGUCUCGUACGCUGGAAUACUAAGCAGAGCCGAAAAGGAAGCGCGAAGAAACAGCUUUGAAGAAGCUGACGAAGACUUUGUCGACGCUCGCGAAACCCCGUCCCCUGAAAUGCGCUAUAGCAUGACAGGCGCCAAGUCCAGGGUAGCCCGCGGCACCGAGAAGCUGACAACCCUACAAAAUCCCAAAACGCUGGAAGAGUUGCAGAUGGAGAACCAAGCCCUGAAGCACUUAUCAGAUACGCUCUCGAAACGUCUACACAUGUGGGAAGUCAACGCGCAGUCUUCGUCAAUGGCUCUGCAACAAUCUAUACGAGCAAUGCACCACCUUCCCUCCCCAGAAUACCACCCCCUACCGGCACCUCCCGGAGGAUCAGCUGCUACAUCACCCAUCGCACCACUCUCCGCCGGUCCAUCUAUGACAGACCAUGAACAACGCAUCAAGGAACUCGAAGAAAUAGUUCGGACCAGCGAAAAGGACCUCAGUCAGGCAGGUCGUGAGAACGAGAAACUGCGAAACGUGCUUGGUCGAUAUAGAGAACGGUGGGAGAAGUUGAAAGAGGGUGCAAAGACUAGACGUGAGACUCAGGUUCAGGCUGCGCAGCAAAGUAGAAAUGAGAGUGCUGCGGCGACAUCUACUGCCUCUACUCCUACUCCUUUCGCUGCUCCUAACGAUAACGACAAAACGACAGAUAUCGGGGCGCAAGAGGACCACGAGACUUCCUUGAAACCAGAGGGCGAGGAUGGAGACAACACCCCGGAGCAGGAGCAGGAGCAAGAUCAGGGAUCCAAGGACGUCUCUGAAGAUCAGCUGGUAUCAUAAUCAUACUGGACGGCCUGGUUUUACAUGUCACAAGCAACGGUACGGUGCUCAAAAAUGGAUCAAGGAAUAGGGUUUUGUUAAGUGAUUAUAUGUUGCAUGUAAAGUGUCCUAUUACCAUGCUAUUUGCAAUUAAUAAUAUGGUUCAUUUCAUGGCUAUAUGCAU
Aspergillus ruber CBS 135680 is the source of this 2027-nucleotide messenger RNA. RefSeq lists its product as uncharacterized. Lineage: Eukaryota; Fungi; Ascomycota; Eurotiomycetes; Eurotiales; Aspergillaceae. The record is from RefSeq and is a predicted model, not a curated record. The transcript has 3 exons. The coding region runs from base 77 to 1864 and encodes 595 amino acids.